Molecule: messenger RNA, 1750 nt
Organism: Helianthus annuus (common sunflower)
Lineage: Eukaryota; Viridiplantae; Streptophyta; Magnoliopsida; Asterales; Asteraceae
Product: 7-ethoxycoumarin O-deethylase
Exons: 3
Coding region: 18-1499 (493 amino acids)
Molecular function (GO): heme binding; oxidoreductase activity, acting on paired donors, with incorporation or reduction of molecular oxygen; iron ion binding
Source: RefSeq, a predicted model, not a curated record
ACACACAUCAUCCAAUAAUGGACUUUGUGAUUAUUGUGAGUAUACUCUUUUCUUACAUCCUCAUCCGAGCCACAUUCUUCGUUUUUGGUGUGGGUAGACCCAAGAACUUACCUCCAGGCCCAACACUUCUGCCGAUCAUCGGAAACCUCCAUUUGCUUGGAGACCAACCACACCAGUCGUUAGCCAAACUAGCCGAAACCCACGGCCCUAUAAUGUCUUUACAACUCGGUCAGAUCACCACACUUGUCAUCUCUUCUGCAACUGCAGCCAAAGAAGUACUCCAAAAACAAGACCUUGCUUUCUCCACGCGUCAUGUCCCUGACGCGUUGAACGCUUGUAGCCAUGCCAGCCACUCGGUCGCAUGGCUUCCGGUCUGCACCGAGUGGCGCACCCUCAGAAGGAUCCUUAAUUCCAAUAUCUUCUCCAACAACUCCCUUGAAGCUAACGAGUGCUUGAGGAGCAAGAAAGUUGAAGAGCUAAUAGCAUACUGUCGGAAAGCGAGUGUGUCGAAUGAUUAUGUGGACAUCGGUCGGGCUGCUUUCAGAACCUCGUUGAAUCUUUUAUCCAACACUAUUUUCUCCAAGGAUGUAAUAGACCCGUAUGAGGAUUCUGGCAAAGAGUUUAAGGAGGUUAUUACAAGCAUUAUGGUGGAGGCCGGAAAGCCAAAUCUUGUGGACUUUUUUCCGGUAUUGAAGAAGAUUGAUCCACAGGGUAACAGGAGAAGAAUGAGUCAUUAUUGUGGGAAGGUUCUUAAGAUAUUUGAGGAGUUGAUUAAAGAGAGGUUGAAAAUGGGAAGAUUGAAGCAUGAUGAUUUAUUGGACGUGUGUUUGAACAACAUUCAAGACAACCCAAACGAGAACAAUCACACACACAUGGAGAUCUUGUUUUUGGAUUUAUUCAGUGCUGGAACUGAUACGACCUCAAGCACAUUAGAAUGGGCAAUGGCAGAAGUACUACACAACCCAAUAGUCAUGAAAAAAGCCAAAGAGGAGCUUGAGGUAGUUAUUGGUAAAGGUAAGAUGGUAAAAGAGAAUGAUGUCGGGAGGCUACCCUACUUAUCAUGCAUUGUGAAAGAAACCUUAAGACUACACCCACCAGUUCCCUUACUUCUUCCUCGAAAAGUUGUUAAACAAGUACAACUCAGUGGAUACACCAUCCCAGAGGGUACAAAAGUUCUUGUGAAUGCAUGGGCCAUAGGACGAGACCCAACCAUAUGGGAUGACUCGCUAGUGUUCAAUCCACAAAGUUUUUUAGAGUCUGGGCGUGAUGUUCGAGGUCAAGAUUUUGAUUUAAUACCAUUUGGUGCUGGACGAAGAAUAUGCCCUGGUUUGCCACUUGCAAUCCGUGUGGUCCCAGUCAUGUUGGGCUCACUACUCAAUAAUUUCGAUUGGAGUCUUGACACUAAUAUUCAAGACAAGGCUUUGGACAUGAGUGAGAAAUUUGGAAUCACCUUAUCAAAGGCUAACCCUCUUUGUGUUGUUCCUAUACCACUAAACUAGCAUCCAUUCAUUCACAUCUUUUAUAAUUUAAUGAUCCAUCAUACUCUCUUUAGCCUCAAUAAUGUAACACGUGCCCAGUUAUUUUCAUUUGUUCUCGUGUGGAAGUGAAUAUUUUUAAGUGAAUUUGGAGGGGUUCACUUCUUUAUGUUACUGUUGGAUUUCAUAUAUUAUAAUUGGAUAUUCUAGUUUGAUGUCGAUUGUGACAACUGUGUUCUAUAGUCGUGGUUCAAUGUAAAACAAUGAUGAUUAUU